AUGCCUAUCUACCACAUCGUUCUAUUCAAACUCAAACCCGGGGUAACGCCCGCUCAACUCUCAGCCUGGACCACGCAGGCAAAGGCAAUGGUGGGCAAAAUCCCAGGCCUGAGAAAACUUGAAGUGAAUACUCCUUUGCCCUCAACGGCGCACAGGGGUCAAGGAUUCAAUAUGGGACUGGUUGCGAUCCUAGACAAGGCGGAUGAUGUAAAAGUCUACGCCGAGCACCCUGCUCAUUUGGAGUAUGUUCUGAUCACCUCAACUCUCACCCUGGUCCAGAUUGUGUUCUUCAAGGCAUUUUUGGGAGCCUCCUAA
This is a messenger RNA of Cladophialophora bantiana CBS 173.52, 315 nucleotides long. RefSeq lists its product as uncharacterized. The coding region runs from base 1 to 315 and encodes 104 amino acids. The record is from RefSeq and is a predicted model, not a curated record. Lineage: Eukaryota; Fungi; Ascomycota; Eurotiomycetes; Chaetothyriales; Herpotrichiellaceae. The transcript has 2 exons.